This is a messenger RNA of Williopsis jadinii, 1500 nucleotides long. RefSeq names its product tRNA-specific adenosine deaminase (gene TAD1). The coding region runs from base 22 to 1161 and encodes 379 amino acids. The record is from RefSeq and is a predicted model, not a curated record. Gene Ontology annotation, molecular function: tRNA-specific adenosine-37 deaminase activity; RNA binding. NCBI's taxonomy places the organism in Eukaryota, Fungi, Ascomycota, Saccharomycetes, Phaffomycetales, Wickerhamomycetaceae. The transcript has 2 exons. Gene Ontology annotation, biological process: tRNA wobble adenosine to inosine editing.
CACAGACAACCUUGGGCACGAAUGGUUGACCCUGAUAGAGUUGCCACAUCUAUUAUUGAAACCUUUAAGCAUUGUAAGAAAGGUACACCCACUAUACGGAAGCCGAGUAACGUUAGGGAAUGGACAGUAUUAUCGGGCAUCGUUAUUGUUGAUGAGGAUACUGAUGAGUACCGUCCAGUUGUUGUGACCACUGGUGUCAAGGCGCUUCCUGAUAAAUUCUUGUCUAAGGUCCAUGGGAAGGUUCUACACGACUGUCAUGCGGAGAUCUUAGCGUUAAGGGCAUUCAACAAGUUUGUAGUUGAACAAUGUCACAGCGACACUACUGGGUUUAUCCAAAAGUGCGAUUCCACAGACAACGGCUGUUUCAAAUUUCGGCUUAAAGAAGGGCUAAAGAUAGUUCUUUAUAUCAGUGAACCGCCGUGUGGUGAUUGUUCACUUGAGCUCUUGUCCAACGAUAGGGAUAAGUGUAACGAUAGUGAUGUCAAAUGGGAUAAAGUCCAUAUCCUUGAAGGUGGUGUUGUUAGAGGUCGGGAAUGUUUUGUGCUAAGGGGGAAAGUAAGGACUAAACCUGGUAGAAGGGACUCUCCGUUGACGUUGUCGAAGAGUUGUUCUGAUAAACUCAUUAUGAAACAAUACUGUGGAGUUUUAAAUGCCCUUGUCAGUCAAUUUGUCGAUCCAUCGAACGCUUUCAUCCAUUCCGUGGUGCUGCCAAGGGACAGAUGUAACGAUGAAGCACUGUUUAGAUGCUUUGAUGGGAGACUCAAGCAUGGGGCCCGUAGUUCCAUCCACAAGUUUGCGACCCUAAAGACUUGCAAACGUCACGAUUGGGAGAGGUUUGAAGAGGAUCAACCUCCUAGUAAUUUGAGUCUUGUACACAUUGAAGGUUGUCCUGAUGAGGCCAUUGAUAAUUUUGUUAAGAACGGUUUCUAUUCAAAGAAGUGUCUCGUCAGACCCAGAGGUGAAAGCUGUCUCUCCAGGGUAUCGUUAUUCAAGAGGUGUAAACCGUUCCUCGCCUUGGACGAGAGAAGGUGUACGACGUAUAUCGAAGUGAAGAGAAGAAACCUGGAGUACUAUGCAAAGAGAGAGGUUGCGAAAAGAGACCUCGGGGCCUGGAAUAGCACAAGUACUGAUGACUUUGUUCUUGAUUUGUUAACGCCAUAAGUCACUUUAGUUGCACACAUCUCAUCCCGGUGUAAAAUUCCCCCAUCUCUCAGAAAACCUACGGUAUUAAUAUGCAUGGAAUGUUCUUAGGACUGCGUCAGUGUGCAUAAACGAGACUAAUAGUCCCUCCAUGUGUUGUUUUUCUGUAGGGUUCGGAAACUGUGUGGGAAUCAAUGGGAGGUUGGUUGGUACUUGAGCUAUGGUUAAUGGUUGUUAGUGUUCCGUCCGAUGUCACUGUUCUGUCCGAUGUCACUGUUCAAUCUGGUGGCCUGUGUGAACCUGUUGUGUGUGGAUGUCUUAGAGCGAGUGUAUAGGAGCAAAUGCACAGGAGCAAUCAUC